AUGGCUGGCCCCGAGCCAGUGCGCACUUUCGGUGUCGGCGACAUUGUGAUUGCGAAGACGCUCGAUCCUGAGACUGGUGUAAUCGUUGACCGAGCCGCUACGAUCCUCGAGCUCCUUGGGGCCACGGAGUUCGACGUGCUGAUUCCGUACGAGAACUAUCGGGUAAAAUGCUACUACCUACACUCCGAGGGAUGGAUCUCAAUGUCACGACGGCUGCCAGGCAACGCGCUGGAGGCUGCGCCGUAUCCUAAAGGAUCGCGUGUUGCGAUCAGUCUGCACUGGUCCAGUACUGUAGGAGAGGUCAUCGACGUCAAGAUCGUCGACGGCGUGAUCAAAUACGACAUUGAGAUCGACUUGGGUGAUCCCACCAUCUUCACUUGCUCAGCUCUCCGUCUGCAGGCUGAUAUCCCAGCAACUAUGGCCACAACCAAGAACGGUCCUCCACGGAGUCGCCCGGAGUCGCCCACGUACAAAGUCGGCGACCUGGCGCUAGCAAGGAUUUACAACACGUCUAUCGCGGCACUGGGUGACCAAAGUGUCUUAGUGAGUAUCACUGCUCUGGUCGCGGCGCCGGAACCGUCCAAACUCGAAUACGACGUAACAAUUGUCGGGCCCGGUCCUCCCUGGGGUGAUUUUAGGCUGUCGAGCGAACAGCUGACGCCACUCAAGUAUCAGUUGGGCCAAAAAGUCAGAUCCUUGUGCCCGCGUGCAGCAGCUGAGUUCGGGCAAAUCGUGUCCGUCAGAAAGGAGGGCAAGGAGGUCUUGUACGACAUUCAGUUCAUUGUUAAGCGUAUGAGCGCCGAUGAACUUGAACCUCUUCCGGCCGCCAAUGAAGCAGAUUGA
Cyphellophora attinorum is the source of this 843-nucleotide messenger RNA. RefSeq lists its product as uncharacterized. NCBI's taxonomy places the organism in Eukaryota, Fungi, Ascomycota, Eurotiomycetes, Chaetothyriales, Cyphellophoraceae. Bases 1 to 843 code for a protein of 280 amino acids. The record is from RefSeq and is a predicted model, not a curated record. The transcript has 3 exons.